Messenger RNA from Trifolium pratense (red clover), 1161 nucleotides. Its product is annotated as F-box protein At5g49610-like. The coding region runs from base 1 to 1161 and encodes 386 amino acids. The record is from RefSeq and is a predicted model, not a curated record. Gene Ontology annotation, molecular function: protein binding. Lineage: Eukaryota; Viridiplantae; Streptophyta; Magnoliopsida; Fabales; Fabaceae. The transcript has a single exon.
AUGGAAGUGCCUCAAGACAUUGGUUUUGAGAUAUUUUCUUGGCUACCAGCAAAGAGCAUUUGCAAGUUCAAAUCAACUUGUAACACAUUCUCUAAAUUUUCGGAAGAAACUCUUUUUAGAAAAAAGCAGACUCAAAAUUUGUUUGGGAGGGAUGACACGUGCUUAUUCAUUCAAUCCGAUGAAGUUAGUCAAAGAUACAUCCCAAAAAGGAUAGAGUUAUAUUCCUUACCUAAACACCAAGAGUCUUCUGGUGCUCCUAACAAUGUUUUGAGUUUCCUAUCAAAAAAUACAACUAGUGUUAUAGCUUCAAGUAAUGGUCUAGUUCUUUGUCACAACAUUAAUGAUCCACUCAAAGUUUUCAUAUGCAACCCAAUAACAAAAUCUUGGUCUUUUAUUCCAAUCCCAGAGUCACUUCAAAUAAACAAUAAUUUUGCUAAUGCAAAACUCAUGUUACAUUGCUCUUUAGACGACUACAAGGUGUACUUUCUUUUUGAAAACACAAUGGAAUGGAAUCCAACUUAUACAUGCAGUGUUUAUCAUGGUAAAGAAGGUGUUUGGAAAACAAUGGAACGUUGUUUUCUACCCGGUGGAAGGGACAUGAAAUUUGACAUGCCUGUAUUUUACAAUGGAGCACUUCACUUUAUCUCGAAUAGUGGUGAAUACUAUGAGAGACCUAGUCCUUUUUAUAAGCCGUAUAUAAUGUCUUAUAAUUUAGAGAAUGGAAUCUCAACUAUGUUUAGGUUGCCGAGAGAAGCCAUAAGAGAUUGUCAUCGCCCAUGUAAUAAUAUGGGCAUAUUCAAUUGGGGCAAAGCGUCAAACUCGAAUGGAUCAAUCUGUUUGGUGAAAAUAAGAAAGUCUACUUUUACAGUUUGGUAUUUAAGAGAUUAUGAGUCAUGUUCUUGGGAAAAGGUUUUUAAAAUGAGGGUGAGAGCAAUGGGGUUGAAGGAGAAAGAUCUUGAUGUUACAUCGUUUACGGUUGUGAACGGUAAUCUUUUAGUGUUUGCUACAAAUGAAAGGGUUUAUAGUUGUGGUUUGGAUGACAAAAGAUUUAUGGUUAUCGAAGAAAUAUGCCAACACAAUUGUGGAUUCAACCCCCACUUUAUCUCCUACUUAGACACUUAUCGUUCGUGUGGGAUUAACGCCAAAACUAUGCCUUGCUAG